Molecule: messenger RNA, 831 nt
Organism: Raphanus sativus (radish)
Lineage: Eukaryota; Viridiplantae; Streptophyta; Magnoliopsida; Brassicales; Brassicaceae
Exons: 3
Coding region: 1-831 (276 amino acids)
Source: RefSeq, a predicted model, not a curated record
AUGGGCCAACAAGUCAAAUGGCCCCCAAAGAUGAAGGCCUCGGAUUUCAACCGGAAUCCUAAACGGUGGUGUGAUUUCUAUUGUGAUCACGGCCACAACACGGAGGACUCCAUAGCCCUAAAGAUAGAGGUCAACGAGCUUAUCAAGAGAGGCCACCUGAGGGAAUUCCUCUCAAAUAAGGCCAGGAACCUCUUAAAGAAGGAAGGCCAUGGUCUUCCUACCGAAGCAGCCCCGGCAGAUCGGAAAAACGGUCAAGAGGCCGAAGGUCCUAAGCGUCUACUCCUAGGAACGGACGAGAUUAGUUUUACCGUGAAGGAGCAGGAGAAGGUCCUAACCCCUCACCAUGACGCCCUCGCCAUUUCACUUACCAUAGCAAACUGCUUGGUUAAGCGAAUACUGGUGGACAAUGGGAGUUCCAUCAACAUCAUCUUCCAGUCGGCCUACGCCGAUCUAGGGCUGGAACCUAAGGUGCUAACGAGAAAGGCGACCCCUCUCAUAGGCUUCAGCGGAGAGGUGAAGCAGAGCCUUGGGGAAGUCCUCCUCCCGGUAUACGCCGAAGGGAUAAACCAGGCUACAAAGUUCCUAGUCGUCGACUGUCCUUCCUCCUACAAUGUGAUACUAGGAAGACCCUGGAUCCACGAUAUGGGAGCCAUACCUUCCACUCUCCAUCAGUUGAUCAAGUUUCCGACCCCCUGGGGCAUUAAGCUUAUGGCCCUACAUACGGAAGAGAUGAAAGUGGAGGAGAUGGAUGAAGUGCUCUUGGCAGAAGGGAACCCGGAGCGGAACCUGAAGAUUGGUUCUAAGCUCGCCGAAGGACUAGGCGGAGAUUGA